AACACUUAGUCAAGCUUUGGCAGACAGCUGCGUAUCUUUAACUUGGUCAAAAAGGAGGAAGUUCUCUAGAUAACUCACCACUUUGGAGCCACCACGCCUCCUUGGGCCUCCUCUUCAAUUUCAUCUGGGAGCAUGCGGAGCCAUGUAAAUGCACUGGGACAUUUCUUCUUCUGUCACAUCAGAGGCUCGCAUCCCUUCAUCUCGAAGCCAAACCACGAUGUGGAGAAAAAGGGUUUUUUUGCUCCUUUUCUCUCUUUCAACUCUAAAAGCAGAACUGAAUUCUGAGCAAAUGGAAAAAACAAACAAACUCACCUCUCCAAUUUUGAACUCAGAAACGAACAUAGUCAUGAAGGGUCAAAAUGUAUCUAUAAUUUGUUCCAGCCAGAGCAAAUUAUCGCCAAUCACCUAUUCUCUGUUUCGGGAUAAAAACUGCAUCGGAACACAGGACAGCAAAGGUGAACACGUGACUUUUAACCUGCGCAUCUCAGAAGCCAGCGAUUUGGGGCCUUACAAAUGUAAAGCGCAAGUUCCCAGCUGUAUAAGACCCAACUGUACAAGAUACAGUCAUGAGUUCAACUUCACGUUGGUUGACCCAGUGACCACUCCAGUGCUGAACAUUACGAGAAAAGCCAGCCAUUAUGUAACGCUACACUGCAUCUCGUUCAAUGGCUCCCUGCCCAUCAAUUACACUUUCUUUGAAAACAACAUCACCAUAUCACGAGUUAUUAUCAAGAAUGUAAGGGAGCCUGCUGAACUUAACUUAACCAAGAACCCUGUAGGAGUGGAGAAGUACAAAUGUAAAGCUGAAAACAGACUGCCUCGCCACGUGAAAUACAGUAGUGCCAUCACCAUAACCUCAAAAGGAGAGGGGAGCUGUCCAUUCUGCCUGCAGCUACUGCUUCCCGUGUCAUUACUGGUACUCUUCGUGACAAUCCUAAUUCUGGCAUUUUGGACACUGUCAAAGUACAAAGCAAGAAAAGCUCGGAGAGAUAAGGCACCCAAAGACUAUGGCAACACACCCAUGGAAGUUGGACUAUAUGCAAAUGUCUGUGAAAAUCCAGGAGACAAGGAGUCUGCGCCAGGCUUGGAACGAAGGCAGUGUGUUUCCACAGCCCAAGAUGAAACCAAAUCCUCACAGGAGAUACAUUAUGCCACCCCCUUGUUCCAGAAGGUGACACCACAAAAUCACGAAGCCUGUAAUAAAGGUAAAACUGAGUACAUCUAUUCUGAAAUCAUCUUGUGAAACAAAGAUACAAACUACAUCUCAGGUUCUGGAGGCCAGAAGUCCAAAAUCAAGGAGUCAGCAGGACACACUCUCUCCAAAGGCUCUAGGGGAGAACCCCUACUUGCCUCUCCCAGUUUCUGGUGGUUCCUGGAGCUUCUUGGCUUGUGGCAGAAUCACUCCAAUCUGUCCUGGUCUUCCCGGGGCCUUCUCUUCCUCUGCCGUUCUCAUCCUGAUCACAAGACGCUGGUUUAGGAACCAGCCAGAUAAUCCAGGAUGACUUCAUCUCAAGAUCCUUCACCUAAUUCCAUCUGUAAAGACCCUUUUUCCAAAUAAGGUGACAUCCACAGGUUCCAGGAGUUAGGAUUUGGACGUAUGUUUUGGGGAAGUCACCAUUUAACCCUCUACGGGGGACAAAUGAGAAAUCAUACCUAUGUCAAGGACCUACUGUGAGAGUUAAUUCAGGUGACAAAUGUAAAGGGCUUGGAAUAGGGCCAGCAUAUAAUAAGAACUCAAAGCUAGCUAGCUAUUUGUGCUGUGAUGAUGCCUACUCUGAGUCAUACUGAUUGGCUGCUCCCCUGAGAAACCGUGAAGUCUUUGAAGUCAUGAACUUGGUGAUCUGGGCCACCAUUGGCUUUUUCAUCUUAACCUAAGCUCCUUCCUGAAGCAGAGCUGAGACAAGGAUUGGGUGCAGGUCAUUUACAUGGGAGGUGAUCCCAGGGAGCAGGAGGACCCAGUGCCAGUGAAACAGAAAUCAGAAGCCAACACAAAGGGUGGGGAGGGGUCAGCAAAUGAGUGACCCUACUGGUAACUGGAUUUGCUCCUGUAAAGGCCUUCCAAGGGCCUGAGGUCCAGAACACUGCUAAUUUUCACAGCAAGCCCUCCAUCGACAGUCCCUCAUUGUCUCCUUGCAAACCUUCUAAAGCAGUUAGUAAAAGCCAAUGAAAGCCAUAAUCCACAUGAUUACCAUUGUCCCCUAUCUUCCAAGUGCUAGAACUAGUCCAUAACCUAGUGCUCGCUACCUAGCUCUGUGGUGCGAAGUCUUAGUAAUUGUGAGGCUACAGUGUGCAAGGGUUUUCACUAACCCCCUUGCCACCAGCAGGAGAGUCCUUGUCAUCCACCCAGGGAAUAAUUCCCUUUCCCAGGGCUGCUUUCUAGGACCUUCUAAUACCCUGUCUUAUCCUGGGCUAGCCCUGAAAACAAGAGCCUGAGAUAAAGCCUUUCAUGCACAUAAUUUAUUUGGAGGUUACGGGGGCGGGGGAACAGGCAUGAGGGACUGGAGGAAAAGCCAGUACAAGGAUGUACUGUUGAGUUGAGCAAUGCUCUGAGUAAUCAGGACUUGAUCCCACUGAAACCUGCUGAGGAGGGAAAACACCAUCUCCCAGAACUGUCCACUUGAGGAUGAUAGUGAGAAACGUUUAUCCAUCGGCUGAAGGCCGCCCCACCCCCACUUCUGAGCUGUGCAUGUGGUCAUUCCAAGCGGGCUUCCAUUAGCGCCUCCCUCACCCAGGGCACUGAAAAGCCCCAGGACAGAAAAUGAGUGAUAUGUGUUGUACCCUUGCAGCACAAACUAUCCACAUGAAGUGUGUGAAGCUGCAGAUGCAGUGGGAAUCAGAGGUGAGGCCCAGGGGAUGUGACACAGGACACAGGUGGCUAGUAUGCUCUCUCAACAUUUCCUUUUUAACAACUAUAGCAACGACAAUAACUAUCAUGUGUUGAGCACGUACCAGGUUCCAGGUACUUUUCAGUGAUUUGUGCAAUUAUCCUUAUAUAGUGCUCGCAACUACCUCUGCACCCAGCUCCGCCUCACCCCUGCACAGACACCCAGUGUCUACCCCCCACCCCUGCCCUAGCUUUUGCAUUGAAUUGUUUAGGAAGGGAAGAAGAAAAGGAAUAUCUAUUUUUUUUCAUGUCUAGAAGUUUUACUUUGGUUCUUUUUCAAAUCCACCUAUUACUUUAAACAUUUUUUGUUGUGAAAUGGCACACACAUUAUAUGGAAAUACGUAAAAAUAUGCAUGUGGUUUAAUAAAGUUUAUCAGGUGAGCACUGGUGAUGGAAUGCCAUCAGCAGCCCAGAAACCACCUGCAGGCCCCUUCCCACCCACAACCCAUCUCCCCAACUUUAUGCCUCUUUUAUGGGACAUCUGGGUGGCUACUAGUUUGGAGCUAUUGCAAAUAAUGGGGCUACGACUAUCCUUAUGCUAGGGACCUGGUUCCCAUGUGCAUGCAGUUAUGUUGAACAUGCACAGGUCCGUGGGGUAUGUUUAUCUCCAGUCUCACUAGACAAGGCCACCGUUUUCCACAGCAGUCCUGCGUUGCCUCUUAAAGCAUUCUAGGAUCUGGGAUGACGAGUACAAGCCCAGAAGGCUGAGGUCCCUAAGACAAGGUGCCUGAAUAAAAGGACCCGUGGGUAGGACUGAGAUUUUUUU
This is a messenger RNA of Phyllostomus discolor (pale spear-nosed bat), 3650 nucleotides long. RefSeq names its product mast cell immunoglobulin like receptor 1 (gene MILR1). The transcript is spliced from 9 exons. The coding region runs from base 149 to 1243 and encodes 364 amino acids. Gene Ontology annotation, molecular function: transmembrane signaling receptor activity. Lineage: Eukaryota; Metazoa; Chordata; Mammalia; Chiroptera; Phyllostomidae. Gene Ontology annotation, biological process: cell surface receptor signaling pathway. The record is from RefSeq and is a predicted model, not a curated record.